AUGUCUGUGAACAAAGUAAAGUGCUUAUCCCGUGAGAAGCAGUGCCCCAGCCGAUAUAACCAGCUGGGGCUUACCCUGCCCAAACUCAUUCCCAGCCAGAACAAGCUGGGCCUCCAGAAAAGAGGAUGCUGUCUGGUGCUGGGCUACAUGGCCAAGGACAAGUUUCGGAGAAUGAAUGAAGGCCAAGUGUACUCCUUCAGCCAGCAGCCCCAGGAUCAGGCCGUGGUGUCGGGGCAGCCGGUGACACUGCUGUGCGCCAUCCCUGAAUACGAUGGCUUCGUUCUGUGGAUCAAGGAUGGCUUGGCUCUGGGCGUGGGCAGGGACCUCUCAAGUUACCCGCAGUACCUGGUGGUAGGGAACCACCUGUCAGGGGAGCAUCACUUGAAGAUCCUGCGGGCGGAGCUGCAAGACGAUGCCGUGUACGAGUGCCAGGCCAUCCAGGCGGCCAUCCGGUCCCGCCCUGCGCGCCUCACCGUCCUAGUGCCGCCCGACGACCCAGUGAUCCUCGGGGGGCCUGUGAUCAGCCUGCGGGCUGGGGACCCCCUCAACCUCACCUGCCAUGCAGACAAUGCCAAGCCUGCUGCCUCCAUCAUCUGGCUGAGGAAGGGAGAGGUGAUCAACGGGGCCACCUACUCCAAGACCCUUCUCCGAGAUGGCAAGCGUGAGAGCAUUGUGAGCACCCUCUUCAUUUCCCCCGGCGAUGUGGAGAACGGGCAGAGCAUCGUAUGCCGAGCCACCAACAAAGCCAUCCCCGGAGGGAAGGAGACCUCAGUCACCAUCGACAUCCAGCACCCCCCACUUGUCAACCUGUCGGUGGAGCCGCAGCCAGUGUUGGAGGACAACGUGGUCACGUUCCACUGUUCUGCCAAGGCCAACCCCGCGGUCACCCAGUACAGGUGGGCCAAGCGGGGCCAGAUCAUCAAGGAAGCCUCAGGGGAGGUGUACCGGACCACCGUGGACUACACGUACUUCUCAGAGCCCAUCUCCUGCGAGGUGACCAAUGCCCUGGGCAGCACCAACAUCAGCCGCACGGUCGACGUCUACUUUGGGCCCAGGAUGACCACAGAGCCCCAGUCCCUGCUCGUAGACCUGGGCUCGGACGCCGUCUUCAGCUGCGCCUGGACAGGCAACCCAUCCCUGACCAUCGUCUGGAUGAAGCGGGGCUCGGGCGUGGUCCUGAGCAAUGAGAAGACCCUAACCCUCAAAGCCGUCCGCCAGGAGGACGCGGGGAAAUACGUGUGCCGAGCUGUGGUGCCCCGGGUGGGGGCUGGGGAGCGAGAGGUGACGCUGACUGUCAAUGGACCCCCCAUCAUCUCCAGCACCCAAACCCAGCAUGCCCUGCAUGGGGAGAAGGGCCAGAUCAAGUGCUUCAUCCGGAGCACACCACCUCCCGACCGCAUCGCCUGGUCCUGGAAGGAGAAUGUGCUGGAAUCGGGCACAUCGGGCCGCUACACGGUGGAGACGGUCAGCACAGAGGAAGGCGUCAUCUCCACACUGACCAUCAGCAACAUCGUGAGGGCCGACUUUCAGACCAUCUACAACUGCACAGCCUGGAACAGCUUCGGCUCCGACACGGAGAUCAUCCGGCUCAAGGAGCAAGGUUCGGAAAUGAAGUCGGGAGCCGGGCUGGAAGCAGAGGCUGUGCCGAUGGCCGUUAUCAUCGGGGUGGCCGUCGGAGCUGGUGUGGCCUUCCUCGUCCUUCUGGCAACCAUCGUGGCCUUCUGCUGCGCCCGCUCCCAGAGAAAUCUCAAAGGUGUUGUGUCCGCCAAGAAUGACAUCCGGGUGGAGAUUGUCCACAAGGAGCCCACCUCGGGCCGGGAGGCUGAGGAACACCCCACCAUCAAGCAGCUGAUGAUGGACCGCGGUGAAUUCCAGCAAGACUCAGUGCUGAAGCAGCUGGAGGUGCUCAAAGAAGAAGAGAAGGAGUUUCAGAACCUGAAGGACCCCACCAAUGGCUACUACAGCGUCAACACCUUCAAGGAGCACCACUCGACCCCCACCAUCUCGCUGUCCAGCUGCCAGCCAGACCUGCGCCCCACGGGCAAGCAGCGCGUGCCCACUGGCAUGUCCUUCACCAACAUCUACAGCACGCUGAGCGGCCAGGGCCGCCUCUACGACUACGGGCAGAGGUUCGUGCUGGGCAUGGGGAGCUCGUCCAUCGAGCUCUGCGAGAGGGAGUUCCAGCGGGGCUCGCUCAGCGACAGCAGCUCGUUCCUGGACACGCAGUGCGACAGCAGCGUCAGCAGCAGCGGCAAGCAGGACGGCUACGUGCAGUUCGACAAGGCGAGCAAGGCCUCGGCCUCCUCCUCCCACCACUCCCAGUCCUCUUCGCAGAACUCCGACCCCAGCCGGCCCCUGCAGCGGCGGAUGCAGACGCACGUCUGA
Messenger RNA from Budorcas taxicolor (takin), 2385 nucleotides. It is a transcript of the gene KIRREL3, whose product is annotated as kirre like nephrin family adhesion molecule 3. Gene Ontology annotation, biological process: synapse assembly; cell-cell adhesion. Gene Ontology annotation, cellular component: cell-cell junction. The transcript is spliced from 17 exons. Gene Ontology annotation, molecular function: cell adhesion molecule binding. The record is from RefSeq and is a predicted model, not a curated record. The coding region runs from base 1 to 2385 and encodes 794 amino acids. Lineage: Eukaryota; Metazoa; Chordata; Mammalia; Artiodactyla; Bovidae.